Molecule: messenger RNA, 1655 nt
Organism: Cryptomeria japonica (Japanese cedar)
Lineage: Eukaryota; Viridiplantae; Streptophyta; Pinopsida; Cupressales; Cupressaceae
Product: protein RETICULATA-RELATED 3, chloroplastic
Exons: 1
Coding region: 234-1319 (361 amino acids)
Source: RefSeq, a predicted model, not a curated record
AUAGGUAGGGGGUCCAUUUCUUUGCGAAUAUACGUCUACAUUCAUUUAGAGUUUGGGACUCUAACGAUUUUCUGACCAAAUUUUGUUUGCUACUCUUACCGAGGUUUUUGCUAGGGUUUUAAAAAUCACUAGUGUGUUCACCUCGGCUUUACGAUUUAAGGAGAUUCCUGGUUGGAGUCUUCCUGUUUUCACCUGGGUUUAAUCAAAAUUUUCCUUUACCGAUAUUUGUCACAAUGUCACAGUUGAGGUGCUCAAUUGCCAUAUCAGGCAAAUCAACGGCAACCCCAAGCUUGCCCAACAAAUCAAAGACCCUGAAAACUCUUAAUGCUUGUAACCGCCACGAAGUCCUCAAGAUUGUUGCAAAUGGGUGUGAGAGUAUCAACCUCAGUUCAUCGCGUAGAAGGGAUUUGAGAACAUGGGUAUCUGCACGUCCAGAUGUCCAGUCCGGUGGGGGAGAUGCAGGCAUUGGCGACAACAACAAUGGUGGUGGUGGUGGUGGAGGAGAAGGGGGAUCAUGGGGAAAAUCAGAUGACAGUGGGAGUAAGAAAAUCAAAGGUGGGCUUUUGGGUGCUUUUUUUCAGGGGUGGAAAGCCAGAGUGGAAGCGGAUCCACAGUUUGCAUUCAAGGUCCUGAUGGAGGAGCUAGUUGGGGUAAGUGCAUGUGUUCUUGGGGACAUGGCAUCUAGGCCAAACUUUGGUCUCAAUGAACUGGACUUCGUUUUUUCCACUCUUGUUGUUGGAUGCAUCCUCAAUUUUACCCUCAUGUACAUGUUGGCACCAUCAGCUUCCAUGUCAUCAGCAGCUCAGACUCUCCCUGGUAUAUUUGCAGGCAGUCCUACAAGCCACAUGUUUGAGCCAGGGAGCUUCAAUGUCUUAGAGAGGAUGGGUACUUUCGUGUACAAGGGAACCUUGUUUGCAGCUGUUGGGUUUGCUGCAGGGCUUGUGGGGACUGUAAUAUCUAAUGGUUUGAUCAGUGUUAGGAAGAAAAUGGAUCCCAACUUCGAGACUCCAAACAAGGCACCCCCGACUUUGUUGAACGCGGCUACAUGGGCUGCUCACAUGGGUUUGAGCAGUAAUUUCAGGUACCAAACUCUGAAUGGUAUUGAAUUUCUGCUUGCCAAAGGACUUCCUCCUAUUGCCUUUAAGUCUUCGGUGAUUGUGCUUCGGUGUUUGAACAAUGUGCUUGGGGGAGUGUCUUUUGUACUAUUGGCUAGAAUAACUGGAUCUCAAAAAGUAGAUGAACCCCCACAACCGGCUGAAGAUGAGAAAUAUAAGUUGUUAGAUCAGGCUAAGGAUUUUCAGCCUGAUCAAUCUUCUUAAAUCAGCACCCAGACUUUUCAGUACUUAACUGUAAAGAUUUAAGGUUGCUUUGAUUGUAAAAUGUUAUCUUGUAGAGAAGAUCCAGUGAAUUCUCGAAAGGAUAACAUAUGAAUAAUUUUAUUACAAGAGAUUUAAGACUCAUUGUUGCCAUGGUUUGAAGUUAUCGUGAUAGGGUAGGGCUCGCGGGGUAUGGUGGCUUAGUUCGUUGCCAGGUGCUCUUGCCAUUCGAUAUAGGCCAGGUAAAUGUUAAUCUGCAUGGGAACUUUUCAUUUGUUUUUAUUUUUGUACUUGAAACUGUCAUGUGGCCAAGAGGAAUCCAUGCAAGUUUUGGAUUGA